Messenger RNA from Durio zibethinus, 1274 nucleotides. The record is from RefSeq and is a predicted model, not a curated record. NCBI's taxonomy places the organism in Eukaryota, Viridiplantae, Streptophyta, Magnoliopsida, Malvales, Malvaceae.
CUUAAAAAAAAAAAAAAAAAGCCACAGCAUUAUCAUCAAACAUUUUGGUCAUCAAUCGUUCAACCACAACCAACCUCCCAACAAAAGACUCCAAAAAAUUAAUAAUUUGUCGUCAUCCUGUUUUUCUCAAGGGAGUUCCACCUUGAACCAAAACCAAAGCCUACAAAAAGCUCACUUUCUCUUCUAUCUUCUACACUUCCAUUAACAAUGGCAGCUUCUUUAACAAUCUCAAGAUUACUGUCGCCAGCUUCUUUUUCCACCAUCAUCACCACCACCAAGCUUUCCCCUAAAUCCCUUUCUUCAAAACUCUUUAUUUCUCCGCAGUCCCCGAACCUCCACCUCCGCCCUUCAAAACCCAUUUCCUUUUCCACCAAAACAACACAGAUCUCCGCCGCAAUCUCUGUCGGAGACAAGCUUCCCGACGCAACCCUCUCCUACUUCGACUCCGCCGGAGAACUCCAAACCACCACAAUCUCCUCCCUAACCGCCGGAAAAAAGGCCGUCCUCUUCGCUGUCCCGGGUGCUUUCACUCCCACCUGUUCCCAAAAACACCUUCCUGGGUUCGUCGAAAAAUCAGGGGAACUCAAAGCCAAAGGGGUCGACACCAUCGCCUGCCUGUCGGUGAACGACGCGUUUGUGAUGCGAGCGUGGAAAGAGAAUCUGGGGAUUAAGGACGAGGUUCUCUUGUUGUCGGAUGGGAAUGGGGAGUUCACGAAGAAAAUUGGUUGUGAAUUAGAUUUGAGUGAUAAGCCCGUUGGACUUGGACUCCGGUCCAGAAGGUACGCGCUUUUGGCUGAAGAUGGGGUUGUAAAGGUUCUUAAUUUGGAGGAAGGUGGUGCUUUUACUUUCAGUGGGGCUGAAGACAUUCUCAAAGUGCUGUGAUUUUGGUGAGAUUGGACAUUGGCGACCUCUUUUUAUUCCUUUAAACUCCUUUGUUCGGUAGUUUUUGCUUUGUUAAUAAAAAUGAACGACUCUGAAAAUGUUUUAGAAGGAUACUUAUGACAGUUUCUAUGAAUUUUUUUGUCUUAUGCUAUGGGAUUUUUUUGGACUUUCAUUUUUCUUGGUGUAGCAGCCAGCAUUCUAGUUUUCUCUGUUUCAAAGGCCUUCUAAUUAGAAUCUUUGCUUAACCUUUGAUGAUGAAUUGAUAUGAGGUUUGUUCUUCCUGCAUUGUUGGUGUGAUGGAAUUUUACUCGGUCACUGAAUGUGAUAGGGAUUACCCUGUUGAGUGUACUUGUUAAUUGCUAUAAUAAAUCACAGAGAAGAUAAUGAAGGAA